AACAUGGCGGACGCCACAGCAACAAACGAAGAACGAAACGCAACAAAUAACGAAACAGAAGGAAAUUUUAAUGGAAACCCAUCCACCAGUCGCCCGUUGAGUCCUCAAGAACCGUGGAAUAUGCUUCUCUACUGGAUGUCAGCUCAAUAUUAUCAACAAUAUUAUUAUCAGCUAUGCUCUUACAUGUACUACUGGCAAACGUUAGCAUCGCAUCCAGUGUACCAAAGAGCUUUUCAAGCCCAAAGUGUCUAUCCACAGACGAAUUUAAAUCCACAGGGAUCGCAGGCCAUUUUUGGUGGACAACAACCACAAAAUUUUCAACAAAACCGUGCAGCUCCUUGGUUAAAUUUCCAAGCUAGACACCCGGUGUCUAGGACAGCUUGUGAAGUUAAGAUUGCUCCUAUUUCUAAGAGGGUCUAUGCAGAAAUACUGGAUUUCAUCUUUCUUUACUUUACAAAGGUCCUUGUGUUCUCAAUAUUUUAUGAUGAUUUGGAAAGAUACACCCAGUUACAAUACACUUUGAUAACAGAUGAUAAUGCAAGUCUAAAGGAUAUUGAAGAACUCCUCAUACAAGCUUUGGUCUACAGAUUGAUAGUGUUUGCUUAUGAGGUGUUUUUCCUCAUGGGGGGACUACACGGUAGUGUCGGGGGUGCCACACCUGGCAAGUACCUCCUGGGGUUGUCAAUUGUGGCAACAGAGACUAUCACUACUGUGGCUCCUGGUCAGGAUGACGUCAGAGUAAGAAUUGAACCCGGUGGAAACCUGGGGUUCCGAAG
Stylophora pistillata is the source of this 776-nucleotide messenger RNA. Its product is annotated as protein FAM8A1. Lineage: Eukaryota; Metazoa; Cnidaria; Anthozoa; Scleractinia; Pocilloporidae. The record is from RefSeq and is a predicted model, not a curated record.